Messenger RNA from Marmota monax (woodchuck), 14722 nucleotides. It is a transcript of the gene Hmbox1, whose product is annotated as homeobox containing 1. Gene Ontology annotation, biological process: positive regulation of DNA-templated transcription. Gene Ontology annotation, molecular function: double-stranded telomeric DNA binding. Gene Ontology annotation, cellular component: nucleus. The record is from RefSeq and is a predicted model, not a curated record. NCBI's taxonomy places the organism in Eukaryota, Metazoa, Chordata, Mammalia, Rodentia, Sciuridae. The coding region runs from base 933 to 2231 and encodes 432 amino acids. The transcript has 10 exons.
UGGUUUAUAGAUCUUUUGAAAUUGAAAAGGUUAAUGAAUCAUUCUGGUCAAAAGUUUUUUCUCCCAAUGAGAUAAUGAUAUAUUUUGGCAGAGAAGCUAAAAAGAAAAUGAAUAAAAUACACUUACAAUAACCAAAGCAUUUAGAAUAGCUAACAAUUGGAAAAAACCCAAGUGCCUAUCACUAUAAUGGAUAAAGAAAUAGGUGGUCUAGUCCUAUAGUGAAACAUUACUCAGCAAUGAAAAGGAACAAGCUGCUGAUACAUCAUCGUCAUUAGUGAAUCUCAAAAUAUCUAAACUUAAUGAAAGUGGCUUAACACGUAAGAUUAAAUAGAGAGUAGAAAUGAGAUUUUAAAACAGGGAAAAGUAAUCCAUGUUGGAGGAAGAAACACCCUGAAGAGUGGUUGCCUCCAAGGAAAAAAGACAGGGCUUGUCUGAGGAGGUGCUUGAGGAAAUUUCCUGAGGUGAUAGUAUGAUAUGAAAGUAUGAUAUAGGCAGGUGUGUGUACUUCUCAAAACUCUAGGAUAGUAAAACAUACAUUGGUAUACUUUUGUUUGUUUGUUUUUGUACAGGGGAUGGAUUGUACUUAAGGGUGCUUGACCACUGAGCCACAUCCCGAGUCCUAUUUUGUAUUUUAUUUAUUCACUGAGUUGCUUAGCACCUUGCUAUUGCUGAAGCUGGCUUUGAACUCGUGAUCUUCCUGCCUCAGCCUCCUGAGCUGCUGGGAUUACAAGUGUGCACCACCACACCAGGCAGAUAAACUUUUUUUUUUAAUGUAAAUUUUACCUCAAGAGGAAAAAUUCACCUGAACAGAGACUAAGCUCAAAUUGAUGAUGUACAUGCUGUAGAGAUGUCUGUAACUAAUUUUCAAAAGCAUUCAGAAACUCAAUGAAUUGGAUGAUGUAUGGAUAAAGGACUGGAGUUUGCUGGAAACCAUGUCUCACUAUACAGAUGAACCCAGAUUCACCAUAGAACAGAUAGAUCUGCUUCAGCGCCUUCGGCGUACUGGAAUGACUAAACAUGAAAUUCUCCAUGCCUUGGAGACUUUGGACCGUCUUGAUCAAGAGCAUAGUGACAAGUUUGGAAGAAGGUCCAGUUAUGGAGGAAGUUCAUAUGGGAACAGUACCAACAAUGUUCCAGCAUCUUCCUCUACAGCUACAGCCUCUACACAGACCCAGCAUUCGGGAAUGUCCCCAUCACCUAGCAACAGUUAUGAUACCUCCCCACAGCCUUGCACUACCAAUCAAAAUGGGAGGGAGAAUAAUGAGCGAUUGUCUACAUCCAAUGGGAAGAUGUCACCAACUCGCUAUCAUGCAAACAGCAUGGGUCAGAGGUCAUAUAGUUUUGAAGCCUCAGAAGAGGACCUAGAUGUAGAUGAUAAAGUGGAAGAAUUAAUGAGGAGGGACAGCAGUGUGAUAAAAGAGGAAAUCAAAGCCUUUCUUGCCAAUCGGAGGAUUUCCCAAGCAGUUGUUGCACAGGUAACAGGUAUCAGUCAGAGCCGGAUCUCUCAUUGGCUGCUGCAGCAGGGAUCAGACCUGAGUGAACAAAAGAAAAGAGCAUUUUACCGAUGGUAUCAACUUGAGAAGACAAACCCUGGGGCUACAUUGAGUAUGAGACCAGCCCCCAUUCCAAUAGAGGACCCGGAAUGGAGACAAACUCCUCCCCCAGUCUCUGCCACAUCUGGGACCUUCCGACUCCGACGAGGGAGUCGAUUUACCUGGAGGAAGGAGUGCCUAGCUGUCAUGGAAAGUUACUUCAACGAGAAUCAAUACCCAGAUGAAGCAAAGAGAGAAGAAAUUGCAAAUGCUUGCAAUGCAGUUAUCCAGAAGCCAGGCAAAAAAUUGUCCGAUCUGGAACGAGUUACCUCCCUGAAAGUAUAUAAUUGGUUUGCUAACAGACGGAAGGAAAUCAAGAGGAGAGCCAAUAUCGAAGCAGCAAUCCUGGAGAGCCAUGGGAUAGAUGUACAGAGUCCAGGAGGCCAUUCCAACAGUGAUGAUGUUGACGGGAAUGACUACUCCGAGCAGGAUACUUGGCAAGUACGCAAUGGGGAGGAGGAGGAGGGAAGAAGUUCAGAGGGAGGCAGAGAAGCAGAGAAGGAUGACAGCACGAGCCAUAGUGAUCACCAAGACCCCAUCUCAUUAGCUGUGGAAAUGGCAGCAGUGAACCAUACUAUCUUGGCAUUGGCCCGACAAGGAGCCAACGAAAUCAAGACAGAGGCCCUGGAUGAUGACUAAUCAGGGAGGGUUAAACAUGACAAGUUAACUUAGUUUAGACGUAGCACCUUAGCAGACUUUCCUCAGUCCUUAACAUGUGUUCUUACAGUAUAACUUGCAGUUUCUUGUAUGUCAGGUAGCCGUUAGGGUCUUGUUCUGUGAAGAUGGCAUGGUGCCCUCAGCCUUUGCAUAUACUCUCUCAGUAUUAAUUCCCAGUAAAUAAUAACCAACCAACCAACCAAACUCCCUCUCCCAGCCCCUGAGGCUAGAAAAUCUUGCUGCUCCGUCUUAGCAUUCCACAAAAGUGCUUCCAGGUAUUUAGAUAGCCCUCAGUUUUCAAAUAUUAGGCUGUGUGUAAAAUCUUGGGUACCUUUAGAUUCAUGUAACACUAGUCUGUACCCCCUUUUCCUUCCCCAAGAUUGAUAGAAUGCAAGCUGAGGUAGUGGCACAGGAUUGACAGACACCAUUUGGGGAGUAUGCACAGAGUGAAAGGAACACUAGAACCCCACCUCAGUGUGAGAAUCACUGAUAUCAGCUGCAAUAAGCCGUGCCUCAUUAUAGUCACACUGUGGCUAGCCUAUACUUCUUUGGGUGCUGUGCUAAGAAUGUCAAUGGAAAACUCGAUCUCAGAUUUUGGUUGAUGUUAACAUGCCUGACACAGACAUCCUUUCCUCUCACAAGCUGUGUGACUUAGUAGAUAAAAUACUGCCUUCUGCCUUUGGGACCAUGAUUUAAAACAAAACAAAAAGACAAAAAAAUUACAAAAAAACAAAACCCAGCUUGAAAGCAGUAUGAGCCGAAUGUCCGAUGGAUGUUAAGUCCAGCUCUCUGAACCACUGUACAUUCCGCAGCACAGUUCUUGGUGCCUGCCUGGAAAAGUCUUGGAGGUUAUCGUGGAAGUUGCUUUCCUCCUAUUGGUGUCCCCUUUCCCUGCUACCAAAAAAAGUCUUUCACAGAUAGAGCUAAGGUCAAAGAUGAGUGAAAGAACGUAAUCUUUGUAUCCAUUAACUGAAGCCCCUCAAUCUGAGUCAGUAGAGGACUUUGUAGGGGAUUGUGCUGACUAUCACAGAUGCAAAAACUUGCCCAAAUAGAGCAAAAAAAGCAGGGGACAUUUACCAUUUACAUUGUGAGUGUGCAAGAUACAAUGGGAUGUAACUGCUUUGUUGUUCUCUUUACUCUGUCCUUGUAGAGGUAUGAAAAGCUAUAUUGCUACAGGCAAUUUAUUUAAUAAUUGGAAGCCAUAUUGAUAAUGGAUGUGGUAAUAUUUGUAAAGUUUAAUCUACUUUAAGCAGCAGUAACUAAUGGAAUUUUUUUCCUUGAUCACAUAUGUAGCACUUUUGUUACUUUUUAAAGAUAUUUAUAUUUGAUAAAUCUUUUUUCAUUUUGAGAACUCAAAAUACCAAACAGUGAACUUGCGUUUAAAGUCACCCUGUGAUCACCUUGUCAUCCAGUAGCAAAAUGAUGAACUAUUCAUGCAUCAAAGAAAAUUACAUCUGCUGGCCUUGUAUGAAAGUGAUCUCCUGGCAUCGCGAUUAAAUGACACACUGUCACUAUGGGUGAGAAGAAAGAGCCUUCAGUGGCAGGGUAGGGGUGUGUCUGAAAGAGGCACAAUGGCUGUGUGUUUUCUGCCUCAUUCCGUCUCCUUCAUAUGUCUAACAAAGCCUUGUUUAAAGGGGAGUGUGGGCUGGCGUUGAGCAAGGCUUGUAUCUCUACCAUUACCUAGAAACAGUUUCUAAGAUGGAAGGAAGGUGCCAUUUCCCCUUCUCCCUCCUCCCUCACCAAAUGUAUUCGAAGUGAGAGAGAAGAAAGAUUCCUGACUUUGUCCUUGUUUUCCCCCUCUCAUUUGUGGGAUUUUGAAUAUCUGCCAGUUGUUAGCUGGUCUCAGUCCACUUAAGACAUACACUGACAGGUCCUCCCCUUAGCCGUAAAUCCUGCUUAUAUAUAAGUAUGAAGAAGUCUGCGAGGGCAUUAGAAUGCCAUCUACCUAGUCUGUGACUUUAAAGAUCUGCAGUAGGGCCUGGUCCUGCCCGUAGGGAAAAUGUAUGCACUUUUUCUCCCAGCUUCCAAGAAUUUAAGUAAAACUGAGCAGUCUUCUCUGUCUUACUGUGUUACUUGAACCAACAAAUUCAAGAGUAGCAUUAAUUAUUCUCAGGAAUGAGCCCACCACCACCACACACCUAGUCAUAUUCUUUCUUGGUUUAUUUGACUUAUUUCAGUUGGGAGAUUUUGUUGGCUUUAUUUCCUUUUUAGAAGAAAUAUGUUGUAUCUUUCCUUUUUGGUGGAUUUUUUUUUUUUUUUUGGCUUAUUCUCAGUUGAGUCAGAAAGAACAAGGGGAGAAAGAAAUGUAUUCUCUGACAAGCUACUUCCAUGAUUUAUUGUGGGGAGAUUAUUGUAAUUGAUGGCUUCUUUACGAUGGGAUUCCUGUGUCAUCUGUUCUUGCUUUUUAAAGGAACAGACCCAAACUGCUAAGACAGCUGCAGUCUAAAGAAAUUCCGUGAUUGCCAUAGAAAGAGCUAGAAUGCUUCAUUGUUUCAAGGCCUUAAAGGAAGCAAAGAAAUGUCGGAGAAUAUGGUGGAGCUGGCAGUGUGUAGGCAAUGCGGACCCUGUCUUGGAGUGUGGUGACAGUGAGGUGGCAGGCACCCUGGGGGUGGGGCUGUGGAGGAAGGCUGGGGAGGGCUGCCUGCUGCAUAGCCCAUGCCUUAUCUAGGACUUUUGCUUUUCACCAAGAAGAAAAAGUUCCUUCUUUGGGGUUAAGAUUGAAAUAUACCAUCGGAUUUCUGUUUGUCUCCAGGUUCACUUUGGCUAUAUCUUGUCCAGACCACCUUUAGUUCUUAUAAUGGCAAAUAGAGCUGCCACUGUUUGAUUUUUAGUAUCUUUGGAUGGGAAAUAUUUUCUUAAGUUUUUUUCAGGUUUUAGAUGUGGUAUUAAAAUAGAAACCCUACAGUGCUCUAAAGGGAAAGGAGCCAGGCUCUUCAAACUCACACUUUUCGGUGUCUCUGCCCCUGCUUUCAUCUCCGUCUGUAUUUCUCCAGGCCCCAGAGGGCUCUUUCAGGGACUAUUCUUCCUGGUUGAGGAAGACUCUUAACAGUGAGGUGUGAGGUGACCUGCCAGCCAAGUAUUCAUGUGGUUUGUCCUUAGUUAUUUUUUAGAUACUUUAAUCGGAUGACUGUAGUCAGAUGGGUAGACUUCCCUUCCUUCCUGAAACACUGUACAUGGGGACUUUUCAAGAUGGACCAUCUGCCUGUGGAUAACCUUACUAGCAGAUGGAAGCAGGCAAGGGGACACAGGAAACAACACUCUUACCUAGGCUUUCUAGCACCAUUCAACACUAAGUAGACAGUUUCUUUCAGCAUAACAUAUAAUGUAGAAGUACCCCAUAAAACAAAUUUCUUCCCAAUUUUUGUCCUUUAAGUGCCCCAUCACAGGAAAAGGACACCUGGGACAGACAAGCAAGGAGCCUAGUUUAAAGUACCUUUCACCCCAACUCAGUAGAAGUAACCCCACAAAAAGACUUGAAGACUUGAAAGAGGAUGAUCAUUAAUACUGAGUUACACAAAUCCAGUCCUCCAGUUCCUGAAAGAUUUAUGAUUCAACAAUACCCAUUUUAGGUCCAGAUGUCUGGAUAUAUUUUUACCUCUAAGGGGAUAACACAUGAAGAAGUCACUGAAGUUGUUUGAAUUCUACCUGUUUGGCCUUUGUCUUUAGGGAAUCUUGAUUUUAAAAACUUGCCUCUUGGAUACCAAUCAUCAGGCACCAAGUAUAAUAGACUCUCAGUCAAUAAUCUGCCACUUCCUGUCUCUGAAUAGCUCCUCUUCCAUUUUUCUAAGUGUUCUACCAUGGUGCCCUCAUCUUGAGUUGACUUUACUAGAACUGUUAAUCCUCUGGCCACAGGCAAAGUGGGUGGUUCACCCAUCUCUGAACACAGACCCCUCCUGUGAUGGCCAGCUUCAUGAUGUCUGCCCACAACAGUGGAAUUGAGUUCUGUUCCCCAAACAACUGCCCAUCCUGUCCUAGAAAUGUGAACUUGAAGCCCUUUUUCCCUUUGAUCCUAAGGAGGAUUUGAAGUAGUCUUCCCUUUUAGCUUAUGGCUCUGCCUCUUAAAAUUGCCUUUUAUCUUUUGUUCAGAGAACAACCAGAGUAUUUUUUUCCCAGUGAGUCUCAACAGAUUCUUAGGCAAUAAUUUUCCUUGUGGUUGAUGAUCUUGUGUUCAGUAGUUCUCCACAUUUAAUAGUUAUGACCUCUCCUACGUUUUGUGUUGGUUUCAUGUUAAUCUUUGUGAUCAAAAUCCUAAGCCAGAGUGGUGGUAGAUUUCUUUCCUUUUGUUGUGAUUUUUAGUGAUGUUUGACUACUGUAUUCAUUGGGGCUGCAUCAAGACCAGCCAUAUCCAUUUAUAGCUUUACUGAGCCAGAUUUAUUUGUCAAGUUUUCCCAAGUAAAAGUUGGGCGCAUUGACCAGCUCUGCUGGUGGUGUCUUCAGGGGAGUGGGAGUGGGGCGGGAGGUCUAGGGCAGGAGUGGGUGUUUCGUGUGUACAGCAUUCCUUUUUCUGUGUGCUCUUUAAAUAGCAAGGAUGUUUACUCAGGAUCACUCGUCAGCCAUAUUGGUUUUGGCAAACUUAGCUCGUGCCCUGAAAACUGUUUCUUCACUUACUGUUUCUUCAUUUCCAUAGUGUCUGGCUUAACGUAGCCUGAAAGUAGUGUGUACCCUGAUGGGAGUGGAAGAUUUCCUGGGAAGGAACUGUGAAUGGCCAGCUUAUUUCUGAGGAUUUCAUGAUAGCGUGCUGUCAGAGCAGAGGCCCUUUCUUUUUCUGUUCUGUGGUUUUCUUCAUUAUCCACUUUUGGUUUCAAAGAUGCCUAUCACUUAAGAAGAGAGAUCUCCUUCUCGCUCUCAAGAGAACUAACAUACAGCAGCAGCAGCGAAGCCUGUUGAGAUGCAGCACACCAACAUACCAGUUUCCUAUUGACUCAAACUCCUCUGCACACACAGGGUAUAUUCAGAAAGGCCAUUGUCAGUGUCCUUUCUCUACAAACUGAAAGUGAGAAGCCCUGUCCUUGCCUCCUACAGGACUGAUGUUUGACUCGCCUCUCAGGAGUGCGACUUCGUUCCUAUCUAGGUACCUUCAAAAGCUGGAAGUUUGUAAAUUGAGAAUUUUCUAAAUCCAUUCUAUUAUUCUUUAAUUUGGGCAGAACUAACUCUAGCUGAUCUCAUUGGGGUGAAACCUGACUGGCCUUUCUGCAAUCUGGCAGUUUAUCGCGCGCAUCCCACACCCAUCAGCCCCAACAACAGCAGGACACGUCAGCAGAGGAAGCUUUGCGGCUGUCCUCUGCUGACGCCUCCUUUCUGUGGCCAGUCUCAGCAGCAGUCCUCAUGCCCAGAGUCUGAACCUCAGUGCAGUGGCCUUGGCAGCGGGCAGCAGGAGCACAUGCAGCUUGGUAUGUGCUUGGGAAGUCCUGGGAGGGCAGCUUCCCUGACUCCAUUUUCAUUUUCUCUCUUUUAAAUAAGACUGGCUGUGUACAGCCAUAAUUAACUCACAAAUUCACAUUGGUGUGCUGUGAUCAAAUGAAGGUUUGGCUGAAUCUCUUCAAAUUGUAACCAUGGUAAUUGAGGGGGGUGGCAUAGAAUGAAUAUAUAAAAAUAUAAUGGCAAUUGUUCUGAAUGACUGAGUGUCCUCCUGACAUGUAAUUAGCUGUUUUAGCAGGAUGUAGAUUGGCAUGGUCAUAAUUAAGAGGAUUUCUGUCCUUUAUGUGAUUGAAAAUAGCAGAGCUUCCAUCCCUGUUCCUUUUUAGCACUAAUGCUCCCAAGAACAUUUGGAACAGCAACUCAGUAAACUAAAAUAAUGACACAGUAUUCAUGUGGUCCCAAAGUAGAAGAGAAAGAUUUAGAGUUAUUUCAGUUCCAAAAUGGAAGCCACCCAUUGUUGCCCACCAUCUGACUUCUAGUUCUUGAAACUGCUCUCACAUCCACUUUCAGCCCGCUUCACCUGGGGCAGGAAGCGCAGUCGGAAUCCCAGCUGCCAGCCUGGGAAGGCCUGGGGCUGCCUGCACCCACUUGCUGGCCUUCACUCCUGGUACCUUGCUGGCCUGACAUGGCGACAGUCACAGCCUCCGGGUAUUUCUGAUGCCAUCACCGGUCACUAUUCACCAAGCAGAACUUCAUGGGGACGAAUGACAUUUUCCUCCCUGGAUCAUAGGAUCCAGAGCAGAUGAUACGAAUGGAACCUGGCGCCUGUAGUAUUCUGAAGUCACCAGGGCAGGAGGAGGCGUGAGUCUGCCCCAGCUCCUCACUUGCCACCAGGAGGGUGCCACCUUAGGUGACUCCGCUGUGUCAGUGGCUUGUCUCCUCUCCCUUCCGCUGUCCUCUAUCCCCGCUGCGCCUGCCCCAAGGGGCAUCACAUGAUCUUUACACUGUCUGUGGCCCUUGCUCUUCUCCUGCUGAAGUUAUCAGUCAUGUUGGGUAGGAUCCAAGACGCGCUGGCCUUUCUCUGGCUGGCUUGGUGUUUUUUGUCGCUUGCGGGAGCCUUUACCUCACUAUUCCAUCAAGAGCCUGUAGGAACGCGGCGGCCAGCAGCACCACGGGCCUUCUCAACCCAUCCCCUGUGUGCUCAGGAGUCAUGCUCUGGGAGCCUGGGGCCACUUGCCUGUCCUCCCCAAGGCUGGACACUCCAGGACUGGUUAGUAGUUGCUGGAGAAAACUCAGCAUGGCUUUUUCCCUUCUUCUUUCAGUGUUUGUCCUUAAACAAGCCUUUCUCACACCUCAGAAGCAGCCCUUGCCUAGCUGACCUAUUAGUUACACUUCCGUUUCCUGAGGAUGCCGAGAGGUGGCUGCCUGUUUAGAACUAUCCUCUUCCCCUGUCCCCAGACACACAGUUUAGAAGGUUUUUAUGCCUUUUAUCCUUCCCAAAAUACCUAAGAAAUGUAUAGAAGUUGGGCUAGUACAGGAAAAAGAACCUGUGAAAGAUUUUUAUUCAGCGCUUCUAUAAACGCCACCUUACCCGUCACCACCAACACACGCGCGCGCGCACGUAUGUCUACAGUCGCUGAAGGCUGCUGUCUUUGGGAUCUGUCAGUCUCUGGGACAAUUGAUUAUGGGCUUAUAACCCCAAAGAGCGGAGCAUCCCUUAUCUUGUUUUCAAAGCUACUGAAAGGGGACUCUGCGUUAGCACUUGGAAUCUGCCCUAGGACUAGAGACUCUAAGGACUGACCAGAUGGGCUAAUUCUGUGAUCUGUGAGACAUGCACCAAGACAGCCAGCAGAAGAUGGGACCUCCUUACAUGAGCUGCUGGCCUAGGGAUCUGAGUCCCAGAUGUGCUGCCCUGGGGACAGUGCUACUUACACAGACGUGGCCCUGCUUACAUUCUCAGAUGUUCCCAGAGGCUACUCUGAUCAAACAACCCUACACCAGAUGUUCCUGUACCACCAGCAGCCCACCCUCCCCCAAGAAAACCCCUCACCAAACUGAUGAAGACCUAGGUAAUACGAAGUCAGCUUUUUGGAAGAAAACAGCAAAAGUAAAUAGUCUUUGUAAGAAAUCUAGAGGGAAGAUGCUGUCAUCCGUAACCUUGAUAGUACCGGAGACACUACUGUUCCUUUGAGUUCUCAGCUCAGAAGAGCACCUGACACACGCAUGGUGUUCCCUGGGCACUGGUCCAAGCAUCUGUACUGCCGCCCCUGGUCCUCAGGGAGGCCCACACCCUCACCCUGCAAGCCAGAUGGGCCUCCAGCGCGUGCUGCUUCUAGUGGAUGCAAGGCAGGGGGGACCUGCUCACCCCUGCUGCUGAAGUCAUGUCUGCCAACCUGCUUCCUUUUCUCCUGGGACAGCACUGGCCGUCCAGUGCAGUAGCACACUAUCACAUGGCCCCUUCUCUGUGAGCUGAGUACCCUUUGACGUAGAGCCAGCCAGGAAGAGGACCCAACCCCACAGCCUUCCUCCACAGCCCUCCCUGAGGCCUCCUCCUGGGUCAGGGUCACAGCAGGCCCCACAGCUUGUCGGGAGGGGCAGAACACAUGCCAGCGGGUGCUCCUUGCCCCACCCCACCCCCGCACAGCAGUGGUGGCAGAGUGGCACUUCCAGUGUCUGCUGCUCUCUCUUCAGCUCUCUUAGCAACUUCCCAGGUUCCUGCUGUGUCCAAACAUGGUUUUGCUCACCCUCCGUCCUCUGCACCGUAGUCGUGAUGGGAGGCAGCGGGGUGUGGGAACUGGGCUCUGGUGUUGUGGUGCUGAGCCUCCGCCUUGCCUUGUGCCUCCCUGGCUCCUUGGGAGCCUUAACUGGCCUAUAAGUAGCAGCUGCAUGGAGACAAACCCAGAUUCAGGCCCAAUAGGGAACUCUAGUGUCCAGAAUCCAGGAAAGAUUGAGCUGCCUUGGGGUAGGGGUUUUGGGCCUUGUCUGCCAGGGUUCGUGUGGGGGCUCAGUGACUGGUCAGGAACACUGAAGAGGAGAUACAGGCUCCAAAUGGACCUGAAAAUUCAGCUAACUAAAAUUCUGUGCCCUCUCCCUUUUCAGCUCUUCCCCCAUACUUGAUGGGUUCUCUGGGUACUAGUUCUGUCACGUUCUCUCUUCUGAUCUGUGUCACAUCAUAGGCAUCCUUGAAGCCCAAGAGAGUGAAAACAGGAGCAGGACCACAGGUGUGGGCAGUCCUGGUCAGACAGUCUACCAGGUGACUAGUUAGGGCUGGUUGUGUUGUUAGCUGGCAGUGGGGAUUAUCUUACCCAGCCCUCAUCCCCCAUGAACACCUUAAUUUGGAGGGGAAAGGGUAUGUGUGCCUUUCAUUUUUGUGCUGAUCCAGAUUUUGCUUCUCUGGUGGUGGUCAGAUGACGUGGAAAUUUAGAACAGGGACCACUGCUUGGUGCUGUGCGAGGAGGGAGCCCACAGGGGUCGGGGCAGAAGCAAGACUUAGGACUUGUGGUUUCAAGGUGUGUUCCUCCCUCUCGGAAUUGCCAGUGUCCCAGCACUUACAGGUGGAGUCUGAACAGUCUUGUUCUGUGGCUUCCUUUGAGCACAGAAACCUCUCCCAUUUUUGCUUUAUUGGAACUAAGAGCCCAGCAUAAGUGUGAGCGUCACUGUCCCACCUCAUCGUUCACUGAAGCUGUUAAAUUGGAAACAAGGACGUCAGUGCUGUGUCAGUGUGAGCCUCUGCGGGUGCCACACUGUCCUCUCUGUUGGGGCCAGAGCCAGGGGCAGCACAGGCUGAGUAGCCCACGUGCACUCUCAGGGGAUGAGUGAAGCACCUCCCUGCAGCUCUGGAAGUGGCCACCAGGAAGGCCAAGCCGGAGUUCCAGGGUGAGGGCAGAGUGGGCUGUCCACACUCUGGAAGCUCUGGCGAGUCCUCUCCUUACCACCCUUUGGUUUUGCCCAAAUACCACCAUGCGGGGCCUUGUCUUUUCCUAGUAGUAUCCUCUGGCUGACCCUGUGUGUAACCCGUUGGGGUGGCCCGUGGCAGCCCAGCCUGCUGCCUUAAUGGCUGCAGAGUGGGGACCUGGAGAGGCCUCUGCAGGCCGCUGAGCCCUACAUAUAUCACUGGCUUCUUCACACCUCCUGGCUGCAAGGUAGGAUGCUCUCUCUGCCAGAAUGUGCCAAGAUCAUGGCAGUGGCCUGCCCCGAAGAGCCCACAGCCUUCUCUGAUUUCCCCCGGGCUCGCCUCCCUCCCAGGGGCAUGUUGGGUGUAUUUCCAGGAUAAAUUCUUAUUUAUGUUUAAGUGCCUAAGCAAGUUACAGACCUCUGGGACCUGCCAGAGAGUCAGCCUGUGCCCUGUCCUUCCCACCCUGCACCUGGCCCUCAGGGUGGGCAUCAGGUGGCUGCCCCUCCCUACUGCCCCUGCUGUUCUGCAGGCAGAACGACCACAAGGGUAAGCAACGGGGAGAGCUCUUCCUGGCCCGCAGGCUGGCUUCGUCACUGUUCCCCGUUUCUUUCGUCAGUGUGCUUAUGGUCUUGGUUCAUAGAGAAUUUUAGGGAGUCUGCUUAGCCAUCUCGCUGGCUACUGAGCAAUGGGGACCGGGGAGCAGGACAGUGUCAGAGCAGAAUCUGUCUGGUAGCAGUUGGAGGAUGCACCCAGAUCCAGGAGGGCAGAGGUGAAGCAAGCACAGCCUGAGCCUGGUGCCUCAUCCCUCCCCAAUCGCAGGGGCAGGGCGCCUGCUCACAAAGGCUGCUGGUAGGGUGUUGAGCAAGAUCCAGCGCACAGCUUUGGGAGUGAGUGUGAGAGUGUUUGCUUCUUUAGAGUGAUGUAAGUGUGACCUAGCUAUGGCCUUUAUUCCAGGUGCGUGUAGGACAGAUGUGUUGUGACUGUGCUCUGUUCAGAUCACAUUGCCAAGCAGCACACCGAGGACCUGUGGGUACAUGAAAAGGUUUUGCAAAACGGAACAAUCCAUACUCAGGCACUUUAUUUUCAUUAAUAACCCAGCAUUUUCGUUCAGACCAUGUAACAACCCGAACUCUGUGCAUUCACACACGGCGUGUGGGCAGGAGUUCUGCCAGGAGGAGAAGGGCAGGUGUCUGGGUUGUGUCACACUGGAGUGCCACCGAGCUGUGGUGCAGACCAGGCCUGUCUGGGAGUGAAGUCACACAGCUAGGGCAGCGGCACCGUCCUCCCUUAGGUCCUGCCCAGUGCUGGCAGUUGCAGUGUUGCUGAGCAGAGGUGGUGUGAGUGGGGGCGCAAGGAGAGGCAGGCAGCAGGGGACCUGGCCGCCCUUAACUGGAUCGAACACUCCAGUCAGAGCAGAGUGCUGAGGAGUGAGGUCAUUUCUAGACAAGUACGCUUGUUUUAGCAUCUGUUGUGGGCCGGGCACUGGCUGGCAUGGCAAGUUUUGUAAGAGGGACUGCAGAUGUGAUGCCUGUGGUCCAAUCAGGUGCCCCAGGCCAAAGGGGCCAUGAUUCCCAAAAGUAUUCUGCUGCCACCAGACUUCGGGUGUCAGAUGGGCCGUGUAGGAUCCUGCCAGAUGAGUGGGCAGCACAGCCCCUCCCUGCCUUGGCCAUUGUGUCUUAGUUUUUUGUGUUUCCCUUUGGAUCCCCCCAUCUCUGUCCCCAUCUUGUGCACCAUGUGUCCCUGAGGGCGAGUCACACCUGUGUCUGAGUCUGCUGUAUGGUGUUCAGUCUACCUCAAGGGUCAUCAUGGUAAGCUCUGUCCACACGAAUCCUCCUUACACGCCACACACUGGAAUGUAUAUCUCCCUGCCCUCCCGCCCUCCAUAGCCCCUGACCCCGUGUUUCCUGUAAUCACAACUCCUAGUGCAAAUUGGAUGCUGCUUUAAAUGUGAAAACAAUUGUUCAAAAGCUAUAAAACCUGAAUGAAAGCUAAAGCUGAAUUUAUAAGCCUUGUUGCAUAUGAGCCAAAAGUGCAAAAAGCUCUAUAUACUGAACUAACCUGCCACUCGUAUAAAUAUAAAUAUAUAUAAAUAUAUUAAAAUCAGACUGUUCUACAAAAUUGUGUAUUUGUAUUUUUGUGUACGUACAAUUUUCUGCUAAGCAGAAGGAGGAUGUAGUAUAGGAUGCUGUGAGAAAAGACUUGGUUUAAUCCUGUUUCUUUGUUACUUAUUUUUGUUAACAUCAGAUGCCUGUCCUUGUCUUCUGUGUUGACACUGUUUGGAAAGCUGCAGCAUCUCUUCCUUAGGGCCAGGGUCCACGAGAGGAUGAUGUCUGGGGCUUUUGAGCUGUUGCAGCCAACAGCCACCCAACAGGGAGUGUGGCUCAUGGAAGCCCCGGGUGGAACCCGGAGCCACUCAUGGACCUUUGGUGGCACGGAGGGGAGGGGAGGGGAGGGCUGACGCACUUCAGACCAGGCUUGGCAUUCUGACUUGCCUCUGGGAAGCAAAUCCCACUUCUAGAAACCAACUCCCCAACAGAAACGUCAGCUCCCCCUAACGGACUGCACUGGGCCCAUGGGGAGCCAGGCGGGAGAGCUCUGUCUUGGGAACAGGACCUCUGGUUUCUGGGCCAUCCAUCUGCCCAGGAAGCAGCACGUGGCUCUGCCUGGCUGGCGCCCAGCUCCCCUUCAGAGCAGUCGCUGCCCCACUUCACCACCAGACCUCCAGCCCACACCCUGGGGCAUCUCAGAGCCCACUCUGCCGGUGCUAAACACAAGAGGGGGUUAAAGUGGCCACCAGUAAAGACCAGAACCUGCCUCCAAAGGCCAGGCCGAAAGAUGAGCUCCGGGUGCCCACCGCUGCCCACCCACCUCAGCCCCCCAGUCCCUCGCUGGGAAGUGUCCCUAGGGAGAGCGAUGCUGCAUCUUCACCUGUAGGACUCAGUUCACGGCAGUGUGUGACUGUAGCAAGCAGCCCUUGUUUCUGGAUGUAAAUGGUCAAAGAAACAAGUGCUCUAUUGUAUUGAUUAAAAUAGUUCCAAUGAGUCCUGUUUCAUUGUAUCUCCUAUUCUGGAUUAGUGCCUUUUGGACAGUAGACUGUUCUGUAAUUAAAAUGUAGUAUAUACUGCUUUUUUGUACAGUUUUGUUUUAAUAAAACUUUUUUUUAAUUUGUGUUUAUUUUAGUAUUGUACCUAUUAGAGAAUAAAAUGUAUAACUGAACAAA